CAGUGCCUGAUGGUGCAGAAGUGAUGACUGCACGAGAGGGGGGGAGAGGGGGAGGGGGAGGCGGAGCGGGAGGGCGGGGAGGAGGAGCAGGAGCAGCAAGAGAUGCAGGGGGGGCGGGAGGGGCAGGAGAGGCUGCGGGAGCAGGGGGGGCAGGAGGAGCAGGAGAAGCAGGAGAAGCAGGUGGGGCAGAGGGAACGUUGUAUGAGACGCAGCAGCAGUGGCAGUCGCAGCAGGAGCAGCAGCAGCAGCAGCAGCAGGCGCCGGUUCGCAAGAUUAGUCGGAAUCGGGCAAGGGAGACAGAGAGCCAGGGAGGGGGAAGGGCAGGAGGGUAUGGUGGGGGUAUGGGGGGCGAAGGGGAGGAAGAGGAAGAGGAGGACCUUGGUGGGGGUGGCAGAGUGAGGAAGGUGAGGAGGAUAGGUGACUUUUGA
Messenger RNA from Closterium sp. Naga37s-1, 428 nucleotides. The record is from the annotation of a GenBank genome assembly. Lineage: Eukaryota; Viridiplantae; Streptophyta; Zygnematophyceae; Desmidiales; Closteriaceae.